AAGGUAAGUAGGAGGGCGGCGUUUGGGUUUGGAAACAAAUUAUCCUCAGCAGCAUCCCGUGAAGACACACCUCAAUCUCAUCAUCGACGGCCUCACAUAAUAUCUCAAUCGAAGAAGAUUCACAUGGGAUUCUUGUACUGAAAUGGCUUCUUCUUCACUGCAAUUGCAUCACCCUAUUUCUAUCCCGCAUUGGGUUUCAACAAAUGCAUUCGCACACAACAAAACAUACCACCGAAUUUGGAAGAGGAACACCAAAUAUCCAGGCUUUCUUCUUCAAGCCUCUGGUCAAGAUAAUAAUAGUUUGAUUAAGGAUGAUGAUGUAGUCAAAUCAAAAACCAAUACCAUGCUUCUCCUACAACACCAAAUUUCAAGGCUACGACAAACAAUCAUUGCUUCACCUCCUGUUGUUUUUCUGGUAAAAAGUUCUCCUACUUCCAUAUUUAUGCUUGGGUUUUUUAUAGCCACAACUGUGUUGAUUGUUGCGGUGCGAGUUUAUGUGGCAAGAAAAUCGAGCUACAAACGCGCGGGAUCCGUUGCCGAUCUUGUCAGGCGUGGCCAGCUAAACUCCGGAAGAGGCAUAUCAAAGCCAGUGAUGUAUGACGAUCCAUUUAACAACCCACAAGUGAAGAUUAGUAAGAACAAUUCAACAGUCGAAAUGUGUGGAAAGGUUUACAAAUUGGCUCCAGUGACUCUAACAAGAGAAGAGCAAGACAUACAUCAAAAAAGACGCUCACGUGCGUAUCAGUGGAAGAGACCCACAAUAUUCCUGAAAGAAGGAGACCCCAUACCCUCUGAUGUGGACCCUGAUACAGUUAGAUGGAUCCCCGCAAAUCAUCCGUUUGCAACAACCAUUAACGAUAUUACUGAAGAUUUGGCUCAAAAAAACGUGUAUCAAAAGCAUGGCGUUCCGUUCCGUAUUCAGGCCGAGCAUGAGGCCUUGCAGAAAAAACUUGAAGCUUUGCAGAGUGAUCAGAAGUUGAACAAUAUGGUAAUUGAUCCAGGAACGGCUCGAAAUUUUGAGAGACCGUUCAAGUCAAAUUCCAAGUUAGAUGAUGAGCAGGUGGAACAGAAGUCAACAAAUGGUCAAACAGGCUCUCGACCAGAAAGUCAACCCAAUUCUCAUAGCAGUUCAACUUCUGAAGAGAAACAAACGCUGUAGAAACUACUUGAACAAGUAAAUAGUUUUGGAUGUAUUUUGCAUUCUUGAUCUCGACUGUUACUGUUGUUGACGUUUGAUUAGUCAAAAUCAUCUUUCAUUUUCCUUUCUAAAAA
Molecule: messenger RNA, 1272 nt
Organism: Helianthus annuus (common sunflower)
Lineage: Eukaryota; Viridiplantae; Streptophyta; Magnoliopsida; Asterales; Asteraceae
Product: protein MULTIPLE CHLOROPLAST DIVISION SITE 1
Exons: 5
Coding region: 143-1159 (338 amino acids)
Biological process (GO): chloroplast fission
Cellular component (GO): chloroplast; chloroplast inner membrane
Source: RefSeq, a predicted model, not a curated record